CUUACUGCUUGGAACCCACAUUUGUGUUUGCAUUCUUAAAGUCAACACCCCUUAUGUUAAAACCUAUGUUUUCAUUGUUACAGGUACAAUGAGUACAUUCUGAGUCCCAGGACAGUGGGAAUUAGCCAACGGACUGCAGACAUGCUGUGGAAGCUGCUGCUAAGGUCCCAGCCCUGCAGGCUGUGUUCUUUCAGAAAGAUGCCAUUGGCUUCAAAAUCCAGACCCCCUUUAGCAUGCUUCGUCUAUACAACUGAUCAUCAAUCAAACCAAGAAAAUAAAAGAACAGUGGAAAAGCUCUAUAAAUUUUCAGUGGAUGUCAGGAAAAUUCGCAGAUUAAAAGGAUGGAUACUUUUUGAGAAGGAAACCUAUGUUGAAGAAAUUGCAGACGUUUUACAACAACUAGGUGCCGAUGAAGCUGCUAUAGCCAGUAUUUUGGAACGCUGCCCAGAAGCAAUUGUCUGCAGUCCAGCCACUUUUAACACCCAGAGAGCACUCUGGCAGUUGGUUUGCAAAAACGAGCAAGAGUUAGUCAAAUUAAUAGAACAGUUUCCAGAAUCUUUCUUUACCGUUAAAGACCAGGAAACCCAGAGGCUGAACAUUCAGUUCUUUCAAGAGUUGGGACUCAAAAAUGUGGUCAUUAGCAGAUUUUUGACAACUGCAUCUAAUGUUUUUCAUAAUCCUAUUGAGAAAAAUAAGCAAAUGAUAAGUAUUCUCCAGGAGAGUUAUCUAAAUUUGGGUGGCUCUGAGGCCAACAUGAAAGUUUGGUUACUCAAAUUGUUAAGCCAGAAUCCAUUUAUUUUGCUAAAUUCUUCUGCAGCUAUUAAGGAAACAUUAGAAUUUCUCCAGGAGCAAGGUUUUGCCAACUCUGAAAUUCUCCAGCUUCUAUCCAAACUCAAAGGAUUUCUUUUUCAACUUUGCCCAGGAAGUAUACAGAACAGCAUGUCUUUCUCUAAAGAUACUUUUAAAUGCACAGAUCAUGACCUGAAGCAAUUAGUUUUGAAAUGUCCUGCCAUUUUAUAUUAUUCCGUUCCAGUUUUGGAAGAGAGAAUUCAGGGAUUACUGGAAGAAGGCAUUUCCAUAGGUCAGAUAAAAGAGACACCAAUGGUACUUGAAUUAACUCCACAGAUAGUACAGUACAGGAUAAGGAAACUGAAUUCUCUAGGCUAUAGGAUAAAGGAUGGAUAUCUAGGAAAUCUAAAUGGAACAAAAAAAGAGUUUGAGGCUAACUUUGGCAAGAUUCAGGCCAAGAAAGGAAGGCCAUUAUUUAACCCUGUGGCACCAUUAAAUGUUGAAGAGUAACUUGCCGACUGCUGUUGCUUUCCAGCAUUGUAGAGUGAAGCUAAGUAGCGAAGACUUAAGUGAUUCAGGCAGUUUAUAGGCACUAGUAAUUUGAAGAAACCACUUAGCUUCUGAGUUGUAUCUAAGUUACCUUUAAGUAUAUCAUCUCUGACGUAUUUUCUAUAUUUUAAACUAUAAGCCGCAUUUAUUUUAAAUAAAGUUGGUAAUCUUUACCU
Molecule: messenger RNA, 1514 nt
Organism: Lontra canadensis (Northern American river otter)
Lineage: Eukaryota; Metazoa; Chordata; Mammalia; Carnivora; Mustelidae
Gene: MTERF2
Product: mitochondrial transcription termination factor 2
Exons: 1
Coding region: 142-1299 (385 amino acids)
Biological process (GO): regulation of DNA-templated transcription; termination of mitochondrial transcription
Cellular component (GO): mitochondrial matrix
Molecular function (GO): double-stranded DNA binding
Source: RefSeq, a predicted model, not a curated record